Callithrix jacchus (white-tufted-ear marmoset) is the source of this 7490-nucleotide messenger RNA. The record is from RefSeq and is a predicted model, not a curated record. Lineage: Eukaryota; Metazoa; Chordata; Mammalia; Primates; Cebidae.
AGAAAGAGAAAGAGAAAGAAAGAAAGAGAAAGAAAGAAAAAGAAAGAAAGAAAGAAAGAAAGAAAGAGAAAGAAGAAAGAAAGAAAGAAACUUAGCAAAUAACCCUGCUUCUCAUCUGUUCUGAGAAGCUUCCUCUCAGCUGCUAACCUUUAGGGUACACUGCCAGAGAAGUGAGGUUUGAAAUCCCGUGACUCCCGACUUCUGGUAAUCCUCGGUGACAGAAAACUAGAAAGGAGGCCGGGUGCGGUGGCUCACGCAUGUCAUCCCAGGACUUUGGGAGGACGAGGCGGGCGGAUCACCUGAGGUCGGGAGUUCGAGACCAGCCUGACACACGUGACGAAACCCUGUGUGUACUAAAAAUACAAAAAUUAGCUGGGCAUGGUGGCAGGUGCCUGUAGUCCCAGCUACUCCAGAGGCUGAGGCAGGACAAUCACUUAAACAGGGGAGGUGGAGGUUGCAGUGAGCCGAGAUGGCACCAUGGCACUGCAGCCUGGGAGACAGAGCAGGACUCCAAGUCAAAAAAUAAAAAUAGCCGGGCGCGGUGGGUCACGCCUGUAAUCCCAGCACUUUGGGAGGCCGAGGCGGGUGGAUCGCGAGGUCAAGAGAUCGAGACCAUCCCGGUCAACAUGGUGAAAUCCAGCCUCUACUAAAAAUACAAAAAAUUAGCUGGGCAUGGUGGGGUGUGCCUGUAAUCCCAGCUACUCGGGGGGCUGAGGCAGGAGAAUUGCCUGAACCCAGGAGGCGGAGGUUGCGGUGAGCCGAGAUCACGCCAUUGCACUCCAGCCUGGGUGACAAGAGCGAAACUCUGUCUCAAAAUAAAUAAAUAAAUAAAUAAAAAUAAAAAUAAAUAAGAUUUGAAACGUCGCCCUGAGCCGAGCCGAAGUCAGGACCCAGCCUCAGGCAUUCCUUUACAGCUACACGAAUGCACAAAGUCGCAGGUCCUGUGGAAACGGGGGAGAAGGCGGUGCACAUGCAGUGUUUCACUGGUGCUGCUACCCAGCUGCCAUUUUCCGUUGCAUGAAGCCUGUGGUCACACAUCUCUACUCUGCCUGCUUCUCUUUUUUUAAGAGAGAGUUUCGCUCUUGCCCAGGCUGGAGUGCACGGACGUGAUCUUGGCCCGCUGCCACCUCUGCCUCCCAGGUUCAAGCGAUUCUCCUGCCUCAGCCUCCAGAGUGGCUGGGAUGACAGGCACCUGCCACUACACCCGGCUAAUUUUGUAUGAUUAUUAUUAUUUUACUUUUUUGAGACGGAGUUUCACUCUUGUUUCCCAGGCUGGAGUGCAAUGGCAUGAUCUCGGCUCACCACAACCUCCGCCUCCUGGGUUCAGGCAAUUCUCCUGCCUCAGCCUCCUGAGUAUCUAGGAUUACAGGCAAGCGCCACCAUGCCCAGCUAAUUUUUUGUAUUUUUAGUAGAGACGGGGUUUCACCAUGUUGAUCGGGAUGGUCUCAAUCUCUUGACCUCGUGAUCCACCCGCCUCGGCCUCCCAAAGUGCUGGGAUAUCAGGCGUGAGCCACUGCACCCAGCCUUGUAUGAUUAUUUUUUUUAGUGAGCCACUGAGCCCGGCCUGCUUGGUUCUCCUUAGGGCUUUGUAGACAGCACAAAAAGCAUCUGUAUUUCUGUGUGUGUGCAAGCCUGUGUGCAGGUGUGUGUACAGGACUGUACGUGUACAGAUGUGUGUGCAGUGUAUAGGUAUAUGUCCAUGUGUAGUAUGUGUGCACACGUGAACUGUCUGCAGGUGUCUGGGGAUGUGUAUGGAUGUGUGUGUGUAUGUCUGUGUGCAGAGCUGUGUGCACGUGUUUGUGUGUGCAGAUGCGUGUACAGGAGCAUGUGUGUACAGAUAUGUAUGUGUGCGCAGGUGUGUGUGCAGGAGUGUGUGUGCACGUGUGAGCAGGAGGGUGUGUGUGCAGAUAUGCAUGUGUGUGCAGGAGGGGGUGUGUACAGAUUUGUGUGCAGGUUGUGUGUAGAUGUUCAUGUAUAGUUGUUCGGGCAUGUGCAGAUGUGUGCAGAUGUGUGUGCAGGUGUUUGUGUGUGCAGCUUGUGUGCAGGAGGCCGUAUGUGCAGGUAUGUGUGCAGAUGUGUUUGCAGACAUGCAUGUGUGUGCAAGAGUGAGUGUGUACAGGAGACUGUGCAAGUCUGUGUACAGUUGUGUGUGCACAUGUGUAUGCAGGUGUUUUGUGCAGAUGCGUGUACAGCUGUGUCUGCAGGAGUGUGUGUGUGCAGGAGUGUGUACAGGUGUGUGUUCAGGAAGCUGUGUGCACAUGUGUGUGCAGGAGUGUGUGCAGGUGUAUGUGUGCAAGGGUCUGUGUGCACAAGUGGGUGCAGGAGUGUGUGUACAGAGGUAUGCAGGUGUGUGCACAGGAGUGUGUGCAGGUGUGUUUGCAAGGGUCUGUGGACACACGUGUGUGCAGGAGUAUAUGUGCAGGUGUGUGUACAGAUGUAUGCAGGUGUGUGCACAGGAGUGCGUGUGCCCACAUGUGUGUGCAGCUAUUUGCCGGCGUGUGUCUGCGUCUGCAGAUGUGUGUAAGAUUCACACUUGAGCUGACCACAAAGCCGCUCUGUGGAGCGGAGGUCAAGAGCCGAUGACCUCACUCACAAUUAUAGUUUCCCAAUCCUAUGAAAUGAGGAAGCCGAGGCAGGAGGCGGGCAGGCCAUUAGGACAGAGAGGAGCCGUGAAAGGAGGUGCCCAGGCUGGAGUCCCCCGGAGAAGAGAAGGAAAGCAAGGGGGGCAGCAGGUGCCCUGGGCCCCUCUGCAGCUCUUCUCUCUGGUCAGCAUGAAGUUUCCCCUGGUGACAACCCUUCUCCUGUCUGGGUUGCUGCAGGCUGCAGUCCUCCUGACCGCAGGGAACUCGGGUCGAACAACUGUGGCCCCAGCCUCCAGCCUCAACAUCACGUUUGACUCCAGGACAAUGAGAUUAAGCUGGAGCUGUAAGGAAAACACCACCCUCAGCAGGUGCAUCUUAAUACACAAGAAGGAAGGACCCAUCGAAUACAGGCUCAGGAAGAAAGAAUGUUCGUGUACCUUUCGGGAGGUCACUCUACAUGGAGGAGUCACGUUUGAGGUUCACGUGCAGACCAGCCAAGGAGUAAUUCAAGAAAAAAUGCCUUAUCCAAACUCCGGUAGGGAGGGGACUGCUGCCCGCAAUUUCUCCUGCUUCAUAUACAAUGCGGAUUUCAUGAACUGCAGCUGGGCGAGGGGUCCGACCGCCCCCCGUGAUGUCCAGUAUUUUUUGUCCAUACAAGACUCAAAGGGAAGGAGGGACAUUCGGUGUCCUUAUUACACGCAGGACGCGGGAACCCACGUGGGGUGUCACCUGAGGAACCUGACGGGGUUAACCUCCCGCAAUUACUUCCUGGUGACCGGAACCAGCGGAGAAGCCGGGAUCCAGUUCUUCGAUUCGCUUUUGGACACAAACAAAAUCGAACGUUUCGACCCGCCCAGCAACAUCACCGUGACCUGUAACAAGACGCAGUGUCUGCUGCGCUGGAAACAGCCCAGGACACACCAGCGCCUGCACUACCUGGAGUUUCGGUACCAGCUGCACGUGUGCAGAGAGAACUCCCAGCCUGAUGCUGAGAACACAGUGAUUACAGUCCAGGGUGACUGGGAUAAUAGAUACAACCUCCCAAGCUCUGAGCCCAGAGCUAAGCGUUCUGUGAAGAUCAGAGCCGCUGACUUCCGCAUUCUGACCUGGGGUCCCUGGAGCAAGCCCACUGAAUUUGGCUCUGAUGAUAGGCAGACCAGCUCCGCGCACAUCUACGUGCCGUUGAUCCUCGGGACCCUGGUGUGCGCCCUGGUCCUCGGCUUCCUCUUUAAAAGGUGUGUCGUGAUGCAGCGACUCUUCCCCCCAGUUCCAAAAAUCAAAGACAAACUCAACGAUGAGAGUCAGGUGGAGGACCAGAUAAUCUGGGAGGAAUUCGCCGCAGAGGAAGGGAAGGUCUACCGCGAAGAGAUCCUGACGGUGAAAGAAGUUGCAUGAGACUCAGAGGGUGUAGGAGCAGCAGGCGCCUCUCCGCCCCCGAGACAUUCAGCAACUGUAUUUGUGUUCAUGAUGCUGUCAACCUUCAUAUCGUUUUCUAUGCUUUUGUUUUGUAUCGUUUUUGCAACAGAGUCUCGCUGUGUGUCCCAGGCUGGAGUGCAAUGGCGCUAUCUCGGCUCACCGCAACCUCUGCCUCCGGGGUUCAAGCGAUUCUCCUGCCUCAGCCUCCCGAGUAGCUGGGAUUACAGGCACCUGCCACCAAACCAGGCUAAUUUUUGUGUUUUUAGUUGAGACAGGGUUUUAGCAGGUUGCCCAGGAUGGUCUCGAACUCCUGACCUCAGGUGAUCUGCCCACCUCUGCCUCCCAAAGUACUGGGAUUGCAGGCGUGAGCCACCGCGGCUGGCGUAUAUUUGUAUUUAAAUAUAUGAUAUCUGGGGCCAGGCGCGGGGGCUCACGCCUGUCAUCCCAGCACUUUGGGAGGCCGAGGCACGCAGAUCACCUGAGGUCGGGAGUUCGAGUCCAGCCUAACCAACAUGGAGAAACCCUGUCUUAAAAAAAAAAAAAAUAGAUGAUAUAUGUAGAUGACAGAUAGGUGAUUGAUAGGUGCUAAUUGGUAGAUGACAGAUGAAAAAAUGAUAAAUGAAGAAGUGACAGGUGGAUAGGUAAUAGAUGAUUGACUAUUUGAUAGAUGACUGAUGGAUGAUUGAUAGGUGAUAAUUAGUAGAUGACAGAUAAAAAUAUAUAUGAUAGAUGAACAGAUGAUAGAUAUAUGGGUGAUAGAUGGUAGCUAGAUACGUGACUGACACAUAUUUGAUAAAUACAUGAUGGAUGAACUUCAUUUUAUUUUAGUAUUUUAUUUUGUUUUGUUUUAUGAGAUGGAGUCACAUUCUGUUGCCCAGGCUGGAGUGCAGUGGCACGAUCUCAACUCACUGCAACCUCCGCCUCCCAGUUUCAAGCAAUUCUCUGGCUGCAGCCUCCAGGGCAGCUGGGAUUACAGGUGUCCACCAUCACACCACCAGGUCUUAAUAUUUUUGGUAGACAUGGGGUUUCACCAUGUUGGCCAGGCUGGUCUCGAACUCCUGACCUCAAGUGAUCCACCCACCUCGGCCUCCCAAAGUGGUGGGAUUACAGGGGUGAGCCACCUCGCCAGGCCUUGAUGGGUGAAUUUUAGAUACAUGAUACAUAUAGAUAGAUAGAUAGGUAGACAGACAGACAGAUAGAGAAAUAUGUAGAUAGAUAGAUAGAUGAUAUAUACAUACAUACAUAGAUACAUAGAUUGAUAGAUAGAUGAUAGAUAGACACAUAGAUAGAUAGAUACAUAGAUGAUAGACAGAUAGAUGAUAGAUAAUAGAUACAUAGAUGAUAGAUGGAUAGAUGAUAGACACAUAGAUACAUAGAUACAUAGAUGAUAGAUAGAUGGAUGAUAGAUACAUAGAUGAUUGAUUGAUUGAUUGAUUGAUAGAUAGAUAGAUAGAUAGAUACAUAGAUGAUAGAUAGAUAGAUGAUAGAUACAUAGAUGAUUGAUAGAUAGAUAGAUAGAUAGAUAGAUACAUAGAUGAUAGAUAGAUAGAUGAUAGAUACAUAGAUGAUUGAUAGAUAGAUAGAUAGAUAGAUAGAUAGAUAGAUACAUAGAUGAUAGAUAGAUGAUAGAUACAUAGAUGAUUGAUAGAUAGAUAGAUAGAUAGAUAGAUAGAUAGAUAGAUAGAUAGAUAGAUGGAUAGAUAGAUAGAUAGAUAGAUAGAUAGAUAGAUAGAUAGAUCGGAUCUAUCUGCUAUUUGUCAGGCUCCCUCCUGGAAGUUGGAACUGAUCUCACUUGGUCCAAGGCACCCACCUUAAACCACACUGUUAGACCAUGAAGCCUACAAAGACAGUCUCAGGGGCCAUUCCGGGACCUGAGAGGUCACCGCCCUCCAGCCGAGAGCCAAGGCCAGACUCCGUUUGGAGAAGGCUGUGUCUUGGGUGUUCAGUGUCUAACAAGGGACAGAAGGAAGUAGUCUCCUGGACAUGGGCUUGGCCGGAGAAGAGCCACAGCGAUCCACGUUCAGCCCCUGCCCAUCCACGCGGGCGGAAACACGAGGGUUCCAUGGCCUGCGGCCUCAUGAGUGACAUCAGCAGCAUGGCCACGUCCUCCGUCCGCGCCUGCCUCUCUCCUCCUGUUGAGUAACGCGGUGCUCACCAGCUUCCCUAAUUCUUUAUUAUUAUUUUUUUUUGAGACGGAGUUUCGCUCUUGUCACCCAGGCUGGAGUACAAUGGCGCGAUCUCGGCUCCCCGCAACCUCCGCCUCCUGGGUUCAGGCAAUUCUCCUGCCUCAGCCUCCUGAGUAGCUGGGAUUACAGGCACGCGCCACCAUGCCCAGCUAAUUUUUUGUAUUUUGAGUAGAGACGGGGUUUCACCAUGGUGACCAGGCUGGUCUGGCUCUCUUGACCUCGUGAUUCACCCGCCUCGGCCUCCCAAAGUGCUGGGAUUACAAGUGUGAGCCACCGCGCCCAGCUUUUUUAAUUAAUUAAUUUUUUUUUUUUUGAAGGAAAUUUGCUCUUGUGGCCCAGGCUGAAUUUUGAUGGUGCGAUCUUGACUCACAGCAACCUCCGCCUCCCGGGUUCAAGCAAGUGAUUCUCCUGCCUCAGCCUCCGUGGGAUUAUGGGCAUGCACCACCACGCCCAACCAAUGUUGUAUUUUUAGUAGAGACGGGAAUUUGUCCAUGAUGAUCAGGCUGGUCUCCAACUCCCAACCUCAGGUGAUCUGCCCGCCUCGGUCUCCCAAAGUGCUGGGAUGACAGGUGUGAGGUGUGCAAAUUCAUGCAACGUGUAGUAAGCACAGGAGGCUUUAGAAUGAAGACCGAGCCUCAGAGGCGGACCCAGGGUUCUGCACCGUCCUGUGGUUACAGAAAGCGUGGCGCGUCCGUCCCACAAAAACAGGCCUUUGCAGAGGGAGAAGAGAGAUUCUCCUGCAUGUCCGAUGUUCUUAGGGUUUGCAUCUUCUACCCUGGAGUGGGAGAGAAGGAAUUCUAUUGAGGGGAAGGAAAUGAUUGCUAGGGAGAUCCUCUGGCCAGGUCGGAGCUCAGCGGCGCCAUCUUGGCUCACUGCAGCCUCUACUUCUGAGGCUCAAGUGAUCCUCCCACCUCGGCCUCCUUGGUACUUCGGAUGACAGGCAUCCAUCACCAUGCCUGGCUAAUUUUUGAUUUUCUCAAGAGAAGGGGUCUCGCUGUGUUACCCAGGCUGGUCUUGAACUCCUGAGCUCAAGCCAUCUUCCCACCUCCACCUCCAGAAGUGCUGGGGUUACAGAUGUGAGCCACUGAAUGUGGCCAGAGUAACGUCAUGUAUCCUUGUGGCUGCCACGUGCACUCCGCCCUGAACACGUGAUGAGGUUUCUGUACCUUAUGCUUAUUUAUCUCAACCUUCUGUCCUUUUGGGGGUCAGUUUAUGGGUAUAUGUGCAGGUUUCUCAUAUAGGUAAACUUGUGUCAUGGGGACUCACUGUACGGUCUCUUUAAUCAAACCAGGUACUAAGUCUCAUA